Seminavis robusta is the source of this 3123-nucleotide messenger RNA. The record is from the annotation of a GenBank genome assembly. NCBI's taxonomy places the organism in Eukaryota, Bacillariophyta, Bacillariophyceae, Naviculales, Naviculaceae.
AUGGAAGAGGGAAAGAGCACUGGUCGUGGCGCAACCGAUGAGGAAGACUGUCACUCUCAGGUUGGGAGUGUUGUGUCUGCAGAAGAACUGUCACUGGACUCUGCCGUCAGAGAUGCGCUGAUGACAAGAGCCAAAUCAGAAGACGCUAGUCAGACCAGUUUGGCAGCCACACAACGUCUCAAUAAUGCCAAAGAAGAUCUCCUCCAUAAUCAAGAAACGCCAAACACUGACGAUAACAUCGAGACCCUCAUGCAGUUGGCAGUGGAAAUCAAUGAAGCUGCCAAACUGGAGAAGUUUGCCAAUACAGCUAACAACGCCAAUACAAACGAUUAUGACGUUCCUUCCAACGCACAAACAGAAGCUCUUGUGCGCGAACAACAACAGCAACAACCAGAUAGUGCACCGGUAGAGGUCCUCACGGAAACAAGUGAAUCAAGAGAAGAAGAAAUAAUGAAAAUUGUGGCUGGCCGGGCCACUUCGGCAGUCGUGGAACGUCUCAAUGCCAAAGAAGACCUCCAUAAUAAAGAAAUCAAUGAAGCCGCCAAAAUGGGGGAAAAUGAAGAAAAUGCGGCUAAUGCCAACACAAAUGAUGAUGUUCCAUCCGAUGCGCAAAAAGACGCUCUCGUGAGGGAACAACAAGAUACUGUGCCAGGAAACACGGAAGAGCCCCCCACAGCAGUAGAUGCUGUCCCGCAAGCUGGCUUGUGGCGAACAACCCAGAUGCAGCCACAAUCACAGCCAGGUGCGUUCCUGGGUGCACCAGGACAACGGAUGCAACGGAACCCCAAUUUAAACUAUGGCCUUCUUGGUGCUAAUUCUGGCCCUGGUCCUGGCCCACAAGAUUCAAGUGGUGAUACUGUAGCACGGAUGACAUCGACAAGAAAUGAAGGGUUGGUACAUGCUAAUGCUGUAGAAGAUGAUACAGCUGAUUUGAUGCAUGCCAAUCCGGUUGAUCUGGAAACCGCCCAGCAACGUGCACUCCAGAGAAAGCAGCAACAGAACUGUUUCUUUGCAGCAUUUCUUUGGCUGUUACUGGUUGCUGCCAUUGUUGUGGGAUUUGUGGUGGGGACCCAAAAGAACAAGUAUCCGGAUGUGGUUGUCCUCAAGUCAACUGAGGCUCCAACAGUUUAUGGAUCCAUGGAACCAUCAGAAGUUCCAUCCUCGGCCCCCACUGGAGCUCUGGACAUACUGUUGGAUAGCCUUCCAGACUACACUUUGGCAGGCAUCAACAAUGGCAGUGAGACCCCGCAGUGGAGAGCAUGGAACUGGCUAGCCAACCACCAAAACAUCACACACUUGCCAGAAUGGAGAAAGACACAGCUGUUUGCCCUAGCUACUUUUUUCUAUGCUUUUCAGGGAGAAAGUUGGCAUCCUUUGAUAAAGGCUCGCGGAUGGAUGGAUGACACAGUGGAAGAGUGUAACUGGUUCUCCAGUGGGUUUGGAUGGUUUGACAACGAUUUAGGGAUAUUCUACGAUUUCAAAGAGCUGGGUGUCGGGUAUACACUUCCCUGCAACAUCCAAGGACAAUUUACACGUCUGUAUCUGCAGGGAUUGGACCUCUCUGGUCAUAUCUCAUCUUUGCCACCUGAGAUUGCGCUCCUGACUUCCUUGGAUGUUCUGUUUUUUUCAGACAUCUUUAGCAGGAAUAUCAUUGCCGGACCAAUUUCAUCUCUGUUACCAACAGAACUGUACCACAUGACUUCAUUGACAGCUUUGCAAUUGCAGAGGGUUCAGUUAACAGGCCAAAUUCCCUCUGAAAUUGCACUACUGACUGCAUUGCUCGGACUAGUCUUGCCAAGCAAUCGAUUGACUGGUCAUGUUCCUUCUGAGCUUGGGCUCCUGACCUCACUGAAACAACUUGUCCUGGAUCGAAAUCAGUUGACGGGGCAAUUUCCUUCCGAGUUGGGGCUCCUGACCUCAUUGCAGCGGCUACGUCUUGAUACUAAUCAGUUCACUGGUCUGAUUCCUUCAGAGCUUUUUCUCCUGACCUCCAUGAGCAGUUUUGAUAUUCGUACUAAUCGGUUGACUGGUCCAGUUCCUUCUGCACUUGGACAGUUGACUGAUUUGGCAUGGUUAGUGAUGGGGGGAAAUCGGCUCACUGGUCAAGUCCCUUCCGAGUUUGGCCUUUUGAUGGCUUCCUCCCGGCUGGAGUUGCAUGAUAAUCGCUUGACCGGUCCAGUUCCUUCUGAGCUAGGAAAGUUGACUGCUUUGAAAUGGUUAUAUUUGAAUCAAAAUCAGCUCACUGGUCCAGUUCCUUCUGAGCUAGGAAAGUUGACUGCUUUGAAAUGGUUAAAUUUGAAUCGAAAUCAGCUCACUGGUCAAGUCCCUUCAGAGGUUGGGGAGUUUACUGCCUUAACUAAGCUGCGGUUGAAUGGCAACCAGUUCACUGGCUCAGUUCCCACGGAGCGUUUUCUCUUGACGUCGUUGCAAGAGCUUUACCUCUCCGACAAUCAGUUCACUGGAACAAUCCAGACUGAAAUUGGUGUGAUGACAUCUUUGACAUCUUUGCGUCUUCAUACCAAUAACCUGACAGGAACACUGCCCAGCCAACUGAAUGCAUCAAUGGGAUUGAAACUGUAUGGAAAUCAGUUAUCGGGAACUGUGCCGGAGCAUCUUUGUUCUUUUCUAUUGUGUGAUUGUUCCCUAAAUGAAACUCCUCUUGUUGCCACCUGUGCCGACCUCAAAGCUCCACCUGCUUGGCCUGGACGGUUUCCAACCACAGGUCUUGCUGUCAUGCUGAACAUCCAUACUGACGGAUAUCCAGAAGAAGCAUCAUGGGUUUGGCAGAAGGCAACCAACGUGACUGGUAUCUGGGACACAAUGGAAUCAGUGGGUCCACUGGAGUUUAAAGAUUAUCUUUACUCCUCUCUCUUCCCUGUGAACAUUGACACAGCCUACAGACUGGUUGUAUCUGACAGUUGGAGUGAUGGUUUCAAGAUUCCUGGAUGGAUCACUCUGAUGGCAGAAACGGAAAAUGUGUUAUACUCCUAUGUCAGUAUUGAAGAACCCGGCACAGUUACCAGGGAGAGUAAUUUCACUGAAAUCAUCAUUGACGUUUUAGUUGGAACAGAUGGAUCUUUUGAUAUUGCCAAGUCUGUGAUUCUAUGCUACAGAUUUUGUUAA